GCCGCAUCUUUCAGGUUCUCUUUUUAUUCUCUUUCCUCAUUUAUCCCUUACAUACAAAUAUGCAUCUAUCGUAUGUUUCUUGAUGUGGGUUUAGUAGAUCUUUUGAAUCCAUAGCUUGAUUGAUUUUAUUUUAUUUUUUACAGUGGGUUUGCGAUUUUUUUUAGGGAUAUUUAGAUUUCGGAUAGAUUUGAGAGAUGGGUAGCUCAGGAUUCUCAUGGAAAUUGGAAGAUUACUCGAAGCUCGAGAAGGGUAAGAUCAUAGCCAUGAUUGUGUUGGAUGGUUGGGGCGAAGCCGAUCCAGAUCAGUAUAACUGUAUCCAUGUUGCUGAAACUCCUGUCAUGGAUUCCCUCAAAAAGGGUGCUCCUGAUAGGUGGAGAUUGGUGAGGGCACAUGGUAAGGCUGUGGGGCUUCCAACUGAGGAUGACAUGGGAAACAGUGAAGUGGGUCACAAUGCACUUGGUGCCGGACGGAUUUAUGCACAAGGGGCAAAACUUGUUGACCUUGCUCUUGCCUCUGGGAAGAUUUAUGAUGGAGAAGGUUUUAGUUAUAUCAAGGAAUCUUUCGAAACCGGCACAUUGCACCUCAUUGGAUUAUUGAGUGACGGUGGUGUUCACUCCCGACUUGACCAGUUGCAGUUGUUGAUAAAAGGAGCCAGUGACCGUGGUGCCAAAAGAAUUAGAGUUCAUAUUCUUACUGAUGGACGCGAUGUUUUGGAUGGUUCAAGUGUUGGCUUUGUGGAAACCCUCGAGAAUGAUCUCUCAAAGUUGCGCGAGACAGGUAUUGAUGCCCAGAUUGCAUCUGGUGGAGGUCGAAUGUAUGUCACCAUGGAUCGUUAUGAGAAUGACUGGAGUGUUGUAAAACGUGGGUGGGAUGCCCAAGUUCUGGGCGAAGCCCCUUAUAAGUUUCGGAGUGCUCUUGAAGCUGUCAAGAAGCUGAGGGAGGCUCCGAAAGCCAAUGAUCAAUACUUACCUCCUUUCGUUAUCGUUGAUGAAGAUGGGAAGGCUGUUGGUCCAAUAGUGGAUGGCGAUGCUGUCGUAACUUUCAACUUCCGUGCAGAUCGUAUGACUAUGCUUGCUAAGGCACUUGAAUACGAAAACUUUGAUAAAUUUGAUAGAGUGCGAUUCCCUAAGAUCCGAUAUGCGGGAAUGCUUCAGUACGAUGGGGAGUUGAAGCUUCCAAACCGUUAUCUCGUUUCUCCUCCAGAGAUAGAGAGGACAUCUGGUGAAUAUUUGACCCAUAAUGGCGUGCGUACUUUUGCUUGCAGUGAGACUGUCAAAUUUGGUCACGUCACUUUCUUCUGGAAUGGAAACCGCUCUGGGUACUUUAAUGCGGAUAUGGAAGAAUACGUGGAAAUUCCUAGUGAUUCUGGAAUAACAUUUAAUGAGCAACCAAAGAUGAAGGCUGUGGAGAUUGCUGAGAAGGCUAGGGAUGCUAUUCUGAGCCGCAAAUUUCACCAGGUACGUGUUAACCUACCAAAUGGUGACAUGGUGGGACAUACAGGUGACAUUGAAGCCACAAUUGUGGCUUGCAAGGCUGCUGAUGAGGCCGUGAAGAUGAUACUUGAUGCAAUAGAGCAAGUGGGUGGAAUAUAUGUGGUUACUGCUGAUCACGGAAAUGCUGAGGACAUGGUGAAGAGGAACAAGAAGGGGGAGCCUCUUCUAGACAAGGCUGGAAAGAUUCAAAUACUGACUUCUCACACUCUUCAACCAGUGCCCAUCGCAAUUGGAGGUCCUGGAUUAGCACCUGGUGUGAGAUUCCGCAAGGAUGUCCCUGAAGGUGGGCUUGCCAAUGUCGCUGCGACGGUGAUGAAUCUCCAUGGCUUUGUUGCUCCUAGCGAUUACGAGACAACCCUCAUCGAGGUUGUUGAUGAAUAAAUCAACUAUGAAAUACGUAGAAACUUCCUGGAAAAUUUUGACUGAAGCAAGCUAGCUGACUUCAAUUCAACUGCAGUGAGUUAUAUUGUAUGUGAGGAAUUAGACAGCUUAAAGUUUUUCUUAAAUAAUGAUCUAAAGAACAGAAAGAUCUCAUUAUCAAUGCUACCACGAAAGCGGAUAGCCUUAUAGAUUAUGCAUUUGAAUUCAUGGUAUCCAUCCCAGAUUGUUCAAACUUAUGUAUCUGCCAAGGGGAUAUAUUGAUUUUGUUGGUGAAGAUAUUCAUUUAA
Rhododendron vialii is the source of this 2161-nucleotide messenger RNA. RefSeq names its product 2,3-bisphosphoglycerate-independent phosphoglycerate mutase. The record is from RefSeq and is a predicted model, not a curated record. The transcript is spliced from 9 exons. Bases 195 to 1874 code for a protein of 559 amino acids. Gene Ontology annotation, molecular function: manganese ion binding. Gene Ontology annotation, cellular component: cytoplasm. Gene Ontology annotation, biological process: glucose catabolic process. Lineage: Eukaryota; Viridiplantae; Streptophyta; Magnoliopsida; Ericales; Ericaceae.